Sodiomyces alkalinus F11 is the source of this 659-nucleotide messenger RNA. RefSeq lists its product as hypothetical. The coding region runs from base 159 to 527 and encodes 122 amino acids. The record is from RefSeq and is a predicted model, not a curated record. Lineage: Eukaryota; Fungi; Ascomycota; Sordariomycetes; Glomerellales; Plectosphaerellaceae. The transcript is spliced from 2 exons.
GCACGUCCGUCCUCUUCCUUCGAUCCGACCAUCGAAUCGACCAGACACAAAUUCUCGGCAUCUUCCGUCUUCCGGUGUAUUUAUCACCCGCCGUCAGGAUUGCUCAGAAUCUCAAACGUUCAAGUGUCAAUUCAAGCAUCAAAGUCCCUGAAUUUAUAAUGAACCGUCUGCGACGUCCGCUCUGCCCGAAUUCACAGCAUUUACUCUUCGGUGAGCGCCCUCUGUUAUGCCGCGCGGCGGCAACCCAAGCGGGGUUCGGAGGGUGGCAUUAUAACCGCGGAGGGAGACCAAAUCUUCGCCUCAUCAGCGCCACUGCUUUCGUCACCACAGUCUUGAUCUUGUCCUUCGACAGACCGGUCGAAAUAAUAACCCGAAUGGCCGAACUUCUCGCGAAUAAGACGCAGCCCGGUUCACCCGAGGAUCUACGGUGGCGACUGCAUCGCCUAGAAGACAAGGCAAGGACCAAGCACGAGUAUUAUGAACAUGCCUUGGAGUCGAAGAGCCGAGGAAUCCUGGAUGGAAUAUAGACGAGUGGCGAUGGGACGAUUGCGAAAUGGCCGACGAAAGAGAUGAAGGAUGUGACUGUGUGUUUGGAGGAGGGAAAGUAUGGAGCAAGCGCCUGGUCCGUCUAUAUUUUGUUCCACCCACCUCGAACAAAU